Anneissia japonica is the source of this 1301-nucleotide messenger RNA. Its product is annotated as protein SPEC3-like. Bases 432 to 1079 code for a protein of 215 amino acids. The transcript is spliced from 3 exons. NCBI's taxonomy places the organism in Eukaryota, Metazoa, Echinodermata, Crinoidea, Comatulida, Comatulidae. The record is from RefSeq and is a predicted model, not a curated record.
ACGAAAAUAUUAAGGAAUGAAAUCGAAGUUUUUGCCGAAGGCCUUCCUGCCCAAUCCAAGGGUAAAUGGAAUUUUUGAAAUGUAUUGACGAUUAUUAAUCGAUAUUUCACUUAACAUGUAUACUUAACGCGCAUGGUAGCAGGAACAUAAAGGGUGCAUCGAGAAUAUAAUCAAUCAUUGGAAUUGAAACUAUAUAAAUAGUUAACGAAAGUCACAACAGCAGUGUGGUGUUUUCCGGCUCUGUAGAAGAAGCAUCUACUGUCGAAUCUAGGAAAUUUUGGGUAUAAGGAAACCGUUAUCGCUCAAAACUGACGUACUCUCAAGUUGGUGUUGGUCGUUAUUCCACAAAAAUACAAUGUAUAUCCGGUCCGUGUAAUGUAUCUAUUUUGAUCUUCAUUUUGUCCAGAAUUUUUGAGAGUGAAUUGAAUAAUAUGAAUGGGAAUUGCGGUAAACGAUCUCCCACUGUCCAGCCGAUAAUGGAAGACAUAGACGUACGUGAAUUCGACGAAAUAGACGAAUCUAUCAAGUACAACGAAGCGGUAGUACAUGCAUAUGCCGUAUGGCGCAAAAAGACUAUAGAACAUAAGAAGCUUAGACAAAAAAAAUGUUUUUGUUUAGGUUUUAGCCUUUUCAAGAAGAGAGACAUUGAAGAAGAAAAAGAGAGGCAGUUACUGAUGAAGGAUAUGGAACUAAACGUUAUAUAUGCAUCGUGCUGGGAUAGCAACUCAUUGCUUUCCACCAUACCCUACAUGCCAAUCAAACUAGCCUGCCUCUGUGCUUUUUUAAACAUAUUUCUUCCAGGCUGGGGAACCUUGGUCGGUGCCAUAAGUAUCUUCAUAUGCAGCAAUCCACAAGGCUUAACCAAACGCGAGUCAGAGGAUCUAGUAGAUCCAUUCAUAAGCAACCUCUGCGUGGGGAUCUCACAAAUGUUUACCGUUACGUUUCUACUCGUCGGCUGGAUAUGGAGUGUCGUGUGGGGUAUAAAUAUGGUAUUACUGUCUAAGCAUCACAACUACCUUGUGGACAGUGAGAUUAAACGGGUCAAAACGUUGGGGAUUGCGAAUAAGCUCUUUAAAUAAGUCAUAUAACCACGUCAAGUUAUUUGUCAUUUUAUUUUUGGAUGGAAACAUUGCUAUUAUCUCCAAGGAGUAUUGGUCAAUGACUGUUUGACAAUUUUUUUGCUUAUGAAUAUUCAUGAUAUUAGCUACCGGGUACAACAUGUAAAUAUGUAUAAUUAAAGAAAAGACAGGUAUACAUUUGUUUAAAAUGAGAUUAUUUCAAUAAAGUAUCAUGGAAAUAUG